CAGGUCUCGGCCGUUUCCGAAUGCUGAGAGCAACGAGAGGAAUUUGGAAGCAACAGCCCCAUUGCUUGUUCAACCUCCAGAGUCUCCUCGCUCUCUCUCCCCGCAUGGCUGCUCCUCCUCCCGCUUCCCCUUCUAGGGUUUCUGCUUCUUCCUUCUCCGCUGGGCCGCCGCCGAAGCGCGUGGGCACCCACAACGGCAGCUUCCACUGCGACGAGGCCCUCGGCUGCUUCAUGAUUCGCCUCACCAGCAAGUUCUCCGACGCCGAAAUCGUCCGCACCAGAGACCCCCAGGUGCUGGAGGGUCUUGAUGCUGUACUUGAUGUUGGGGGCGUGUACGAUCCGAGUAGAGACCGGUAUGAUCAUCACCAGAAAGGUUUUGAGGAGGUAUUUGGGCAUGGGUUUUCCACCAAGCUCAGCAGUGCUGGUUUAGUUUACAAGCAUUUUGGGAAGGAGAUAAUAGCUAAGGAGCUUCAGGUCGAUGAAAAUCAUCCGGAUGUGCAACGGCUGUUUCUUGCUGUGUAUAAGAGCUUCAUGGAGGCAAUUGAUGCUAUUGACAACGGAAUAAAUCGGUAUGACACCGACCUGCCUCCAAGAUAUGUGAAUAACACGCAUUUGUCUUCAAGAGUCGGAAGACUGAAUCUGGACUGGAUUGAUCCUGAUCAAUCUUCGAAGAAGGAGAAUGAGGCAUUUCAGCAGGCUAUGUCCUUGGCUGGCAGCGAAUUUUUAGAUAGUGUACGAUUCCAUACAAGGUCGUGGUUACCAGCAAGGUCCAUUGUAAUGGAGUGUCUUGCAGCCAGAUAUGGUAUUGAUUCAAGUGGAGAAAUUAUGGUUUUAAAUCGAUUUUGUCCCUGGAAGCUUCAUUUGUUUGAGCUCGAGGAGGAGAUGAAAAUUGAACCUUCCAUCAAAUAUGUGCUUUAUCAGGAUGACCGGAGCAAAAACUGGCGGGUGCAGGCAGUUGCAAUGGCUCCUGACAGAUUCGAAAGCCGGAAGGCUCUUCCAGCUCAGUGGCGUGGUCUGAGAGAUGACGAACUCUCCAAAGAGUCGGGCAUCCCUGGCUGUGUAUUCGUCCACAUGAGUGGGUUCAUUGGCGGGAAUCAUACUUAUGAGGGCGCUCUUGCGAUGGCCAGAGGCGGUUUAAAGCUCUAAGAGGAAAGAAGAUUGGAUUAACACAGUCUCGUGGGAGGCGAGCUUCAUAGAGCGUCGUGUUAGCUAGCAACCUGUGCUCGUAUUCCCUUGCGAUUUUCCUUAUCUCCCAAUGCCCCUGUAACUUUAAGUGGAGAUUCAUUUGAUUGGAUUGGUCACUUCAUAAGGGACAAUUGCUACAAAAGGAGAGCAGGAUUGGCGAUGGAAUUUUUUAUGUGGGUCGGGUAGAGAUCGGCCCUUAAUUCAGCUUUUACACAACAUGCUGCAUGGACUCUUCUUU
Molecule: messenger RNA, 1422 nt
Organism: Rhodamnia argentea
Lineage: Eukaryota; Viridiplantae; Streptophyta; Magnoliopsida; Myrtales; Myrtaceae
Product: MYG1 protein-like
Exons: 8
Coding region: 21-1145 (374 amino acids)
Cellular component (GO): cytoplasm; nucleus
Source: RefSeq, a predicted model, not a curated record